CAUUUGUAUAAAGUAUUCCUUCUCUUCAACUGAUUCCUGUCUUGUGUUGCUCACCUGUGAGGAAGGUUUUGGAGACUGUCAACAGGUACGACCACAUCAACGACUGCUAGCUUUCUGCCCAGCUCCUAGAGUAAAGCCUACAGCAGUAGUGCAGUUCCUUCAGAUAUUAACAUGACCCGGGAACCAGAUUCCACAGUGGAGCAACAACAUGGAAACGGACAUCUGGAGAACGGUACUGAACAAGAUACCUUGGACUUUAGCAGACAGAUCAAAACUGAAGAUCUCAGUGAGGCACUACAGACAGGAAUACCUCAUCGGCCAUGCCAGCUGUCCCAGGCAUCCAUGAUGGGCGGAGGACAGAUGACUGGGGAUUUUACUUCUUUACACCCUCUGCAGCAGUUGGUACUUGUACCCAGCCACCUACAGUCUGCCUCUCAGUAUCUGCUGUCACAAUCCCAAAGUGGCCAACAAGGUCUUCUGCAACAGAAUCAUCUCUCACUCAAUCAGCAGCAAGGUGGAAUCCUUCAGCCACAAACUGGUUUGGGCCUGGCUUCACAGGCAGUAGGAUGUCCUGGACUUCCAGGUUCUUCUCUAGAAUCCCAUUUGGAAAUGGGUCACCUGCACGCUCCAAAACAUUUUUCUGUGGUGCCAGAAGAUCCCAGUGACCUAGAAGAAUUGGAGAAAUUUGCAAAGACCUUCAAGCAGAGAAGAAUAAAGCUGGGAUUUACACAGGGUGAUGUUGGAUUGGCCAUGGGAAAGCUCUAUGGAAAUGACUUUAGCCAGACAACCAUAUCCCGAUUUGAGGCUCUUAACCUGAGUUUUAAAAACAUGUGCAAGCUAAAACCCUUGCUGGAGAAAUGGCUGAAUGAUGCAGAAUCUGCCCCCUCUGAUACCGCCUUGACACCCAGCACUAACUAUGCCCAGCUCAGUGAAAUGUUUGGGCGCAAGAGGAAGAAACGGACAAGCAUUGAAACCAAUAUUCGUCUAACGCUGGAGAAAAGGUUUGAAGAUAACCCCAAACCAAUCUCUGAGGAGAUCAGCAUGAUAGCAGAGCAGCUAGUGAUGGAGAAAGAAGUGGUCAGGGUCUGGUUUUGCAAUCGGCGCCAGAAGGAAAAACGAAUAAACUGCCCAAUGAAUAUACCACUAAAGUCCCCAGUCUACAACUCCAGAAUGGUACCAACAUCUGUUUCUUUGGGAUCUAUGUCCAUGACUCCAGUACACAACACAAUGACCAGCACAGUGACAUCUUCCUGUUCUCCUGUGAGUUCCAGUAGACCUUCCUCACCAACCUCCGGACUUGAGCCCAGUAGCCCAGGAUCAUCAUUAAACAGCCCCAAGCCCACAGUGAACACAUCCAGCUACAACAACUCAAGUUCCUGGUAUCGAUGGAAUCACUCACAAUAUUUCCACUGAGAUAUUGCAUACUGCAGGCACUCUUUCAGUGCAAGGGUGAAGGUGAUGCUUUGAUUGAUUGCAUAGUGUAUAUGCACCAUUCAGCAUGACAGUCGGUGUCAGAAAAGUUAUCACCACUCUGAACCAUGAAGAUAAAAAGCACCAAGAGCUGCUUCCAGUGUUGUACAAAAAUGGAAAAUCCCUUUCAGCCAGUAGGAACUACCUACUUCCCAACUUCCUUCCAGAAUGGUUUUGCCAGUACCAUUUAUAUUGAUACAGGCUUUCCUGUCUGGAAAUUCCUCCAGUGGUAAUAAUUAGUCAAAAAAGCAAAAAACAACCAUUUCUGUUGCUUAUGAAUUUACUCAUGUUUCCCUAUUUGCAUAUUUUCUUGCCCCAAUUUUCAGUUGUUUUUAUGGGAGGGACUGCCCUGUAAUUUAUUCUCACUUGUAAAUAGUUUUUCUGUGUUAUUUGCAGUUUCUUUAAGACAUUCAUGCUUUACGGAUGAUUUGCUAAGCUUUCAAAAAAAACAUCUGAGCCUUAAGCGUUAUCGUAAAUAUUACGAUAUUAGGGCAGGUAAAUGAGUCAAGAGCUGUUAAAUUAAAAUGUGUGCUUUGAAAGCAUUCAGAAUAAAACUGCCAUGUAAAUGUUAAGAGAUGUUUUGUAUUGAUGCCAUAUUUAAAUAAAACAGUAAAAAGACACUGAUCU
Messenger RNA from Xenopus laevis (African clawed frog), 2097 nucleotides. It is a transcript of the gene pou2f3.S, whose product is annotated as POU class 2 homeobox 3 S homeolog. Gene Ontology annotation, biological process: regulation of DNA-templated transcription; regulation of transcription by RNA polymerase II. Lineage: Eukaryota; Metazoa; Chordata; Amphibia; Anura; Pipidae. The transcript has 13 exons. Gene Ontology annotation, cellular component: nucleus. The record is from RefSeq and is a predicted model, not a curated record. The coding region runs from base 172 to 1413 and encodes 413 amino acids. Gene Ontology annotation, molecular function: DNA-binding transcription factor activity; DNA binding; DNA-binding transcription factor activity, RNA polymerase II-specific.